Messenger RNA from Trypanosoma conorhini, 609 nucleotides. RefSeq lists its product as uncharacterized. The record is from RefSeq and is a predicted model, not a curated record. NCBI's taxonomy places the organism in Eukaryota, Euglenozoa, Kinetoplastea, Trypanosomatida, Trypanosomatidae. The coding region runs from base 1 to 609 and encodes 202 amino acids. The transcript has a single exon.
AUGGGGGACGCAUACAUGACUGUCAAGGCUGUGCCCGCUGCUCGGCACUUCAUUCCAAAACGUAUUGGGUUUCGUCGAGUGCCACAUGUUGUGGAGAAGGUCACUGGUUUGGAGGUGCGCGUGACGCCGUUGCUGGGAAGCAUCAUGCAUUGUGAGGCGACCAGUGUCGCGCGCCACUCGAUACGAGCGUCUGGGAAGCGGGCCGUGAACGCCUGGACGAAAGACGCCGCAUCAACCAUCACUGUUGAGGCCAGCGUUGGGGUCACGGUUGAGGUUCCAGUGUUUUACGCCGCCACAUGUAAUUCUGCGCAUGCCAGUGAGAGUACCGAGAUGCACGCGGCCAAAAUGUAUGCGGAUCUCUCCUCCGUGUGCUCGCAGGACAGCACAUUUCUUCGCAACCUGGACACUGGGGAGCUGCUUCAGCCGCAGCCGUGGACGGUGGUUUCCGCUGGAAGUGAAACUGGUGUGCGGCACGCGUCUAAGGGGAGGCGUAAGAGGGUUGUGAAGCUGCCAGAUCGGAGUGGGCGGUAUCAAAUUGUGACAGUGGCGGUAAAGAGGGCGGCUGUCGUCCGGCGAAGCGGCGCUGACAAGGAAAAGGAGGGUCACUGA